AUGGAUCCUAAUCAUUUUCAUUAUCAACAAGCUAUGUUCAAUUACAUGUCAAAUUAUCAAAAUCCUAAUCCUCAAAAUUCUCAAUUUCCAUCUGUGCCAACAAACCCCGCCAUAUUUUUUCUGGAAACACCGAUUGAGUUUAUGUCCGAAUGUCAAGUUCCACCAGUUUCUACUCAAGUUGGUACUAAAAAAGAAGAAAGGGUUGUCGUUAAAAAAAAAUCUCGAGAGCAAUUUACAAGGGAUGAAGAUAUACUGCUUAUUCAAUCAUGGCUCAAUGUUUCAAAGGAUCCAAUUAUGGGAGUUGAUCAAAAAGCUGAGAGUUUUUGGUUAAGAAUCGCUGCCAAUUAUAACCAGUAUCGUGGGCAAUCGCGGGAAAAGUUAGGCGGGCAAUUAAAAUGUCGAUGGCAUCGAAUAAAUGGCUUGGAUGAAGGUACAACAUUCAAUCUUGAGUAUAUAUGGCGAUUGUUAAAAGAUGAACCUAAAUGGAUGGGAGAAUCGAUUGGAAAUUCUUCAAAAAUUACAAAGAGCUCUGCUAGUGGGGCAUCAUCGGAUAACCCAAAUACACCUUCAAGUUAUGAGUUUAACUCAUCAUCACCAAUGGAGCGUCCAAUGGGACAAAAAGCAGCAAAAAGGAAGGGUAAGGCAAAGGAAAUUCCAAAUGCAAUGCAAGAUGCAAGGAUUAAAAGAGCAGCAACAAUGGAAAGACUAGCUCAAUGUAAGGAGGACGAGCUAGAACUAAAGGCAAUGAAUAUCAUCAUAAAAGACACUUCUACUAUGAAUGAUAAUCAACGAGAUAUUCAUGAAAAAUAUUGUAAUAAGAUGAAAAAAAAAUAUGGAAUGUAG
Molecule: messenger RNA, 843 nt
Organism: Vicia faba (fava bean)
Lineage: Eukaryota; Viridiplantae; Streptophyta; Magnoliopsida; Fabales; Fabaceae
Source: the annotation of a GenBank genome assembly